AUGACUUCCCAAGCGGUACCUAUAGAGAUGUCGGCGGAGGCUCUCAACGCGUAUGAUGACAAGCAUGAGGGUGAUAGCACCCGGAGACCGGCUUUUCCGCCUGUCGAAGACCGAGGCUUCGAUUUUCAACCCUUCCAAGUGCCGCGACGAGAGCUUGUUGUCAAGCAGCUGCCCCAGAACCCGCUGUCCCUUUUCCAACACUUUAUACCUAUUUCCCUAGUCAAUAGCUGGGUCAAAUACACUAAUGACCGGGUCAAUAGCCUACUCCAGAGCGGCGUUAUUGAUAGUCAAGAACACGAAAUAACAGAAAAGUCACGCCUCCGCGCCUGGAAGCCAACUACGGCUGCAGAGAUAUAUAUCUGGCUUGGGAUCCUUAUUUAUAUAGGAGUCCACGGCGAAAUAUCACGGCCUGAACACUCGAUAAUUAAGUUCAUGACUUACGACCGAUUUCAACUCCUUCAUCGUCAUCUCCGGCUCUUUGACCACACCAAAUUCACUGACGAUGACGAUUUUCCUAUUGUCUUCCAAUGCGUUGAGCUGUGGUCUCAACAUAUUCAACUUGCAACAACAGAGCUUUGUAAUCCGGGCUCACAUCUUGCCGUAGACGAGGGCAUGAUCCGAUAUACCGGAAGGAAUAAGCAAGUUACAUACGUCCCCAAUAAGCCUAUUGACAUAGGUCUCAAAGUCUGGAUAGCUGCCCAGCUAGGCCUCUUCACGAGGUGGAUUUGGCACCAACCUGGCGCAAAAUACGGUCCAGUUGGUGUUGAGAGGAAGAAGCCGGCAUCACAACGAGGGAGGAGGAAAGGCAAGGGAAGAGGCAGCCAACGGAGGACCUCUUCCGCUCCCUUCGUUAGCACGGCCACGGUGCAACUGGUACAGCUCGGCCUAAUUGUGGCAUCUACAAAGGCCUUGCAGACGCCAAAAAGGCCGAUAAGGCAGGGAAGUCAGGCUUCCAAUUUAAUGAGAUCAAGGUCAUCCCAACGGCUGAUAAUCAGGUCAAUCAGAUCGCUUGGAAGGAUAAUGCCCUCGUAUUGCUCCUUUCAACCGUCUUUACUGGCGAUGAGAGAUGUGAUCGUUGGAGGAAGAGACCGUCAACGAAUACCCCAAUGGCACGGCCAAUACAGCGAUUUUUUUAGUGGCGAGCCGGUCAAGCUUAUAUCGAUCCCUACUAUCGCCGCUUCCUACAACGACGAAAUGAAUCAUGUUGACCGAGGCGACCAAAGGAGGUCAUAUCUAGGCUAUGAUCAUCCUAUCCGCCGGGGCGCUUGGCAGGCUAUUGCUUGGACCUUCUUAUUGGAUGUAGUCCUACCAGAAGAAGUGGAGGGAGUGCCUAUACAACGAGGUCUUCAAGACCUUCCAUCCGCAAAGCCAGUCAAGGCGGACUUUUCGAGCCGGAGACGAAUUUACGCCCGUGGCACAACAUAA
Fusarium vanettenii 77-13-4 is the source of this 1425-nucleotide messenger RNA. RefSeq lists its product as uncharacterized. NCBI's taxonomy places the organism in Eukaryota, Fungi, Ascomycota, Sordariomycetes, Hypocreales, Nectriaceae. The transcript is spliced from 6 exons. The record is from RefSeq and is a predicted model, not a curated record. Bases 1 to 1425 code for a protein of 474 amino acids.